This is a messenger RNA of Pecten maximus, 2468 nucleotides long. RefSeq lists its product as uncharacterized. Gene Ontology annotation, molecular function: zinc ion binding; nucleic acid binding. The record is from RefSeq and is a predicted model, not a curated record. Lineage: Eukaryota; Metazoa; Mollusca; Bivalvia; Pectinida; Pectinidae.
CAGCACACAAAUAUGUCACCUGCUACUCAAAUACAUUCGAGCAAUAUGAACAACCAACAGUCUAACCAAUGUGAUUCCAACACAGACACAAAUGUACGUGCUAAGGCCCUUGCAGAGUCUGUGAACCUGAACCGAUUACCAGUUCCUGAACCAAGUGUAUUUACUGGGGAUCCUCUUCUGUAUGUGGAAUGGAAAAUGUCAUUUCAAAUGCUAAUUGAACGGAAGGGUAUUCCCUCACAGGAGAAAAUUUUCUAUCUGAAGAAGUAUGUGGAUGGUUCAGCACGCAAGGCACUCGAAGGUUUUUUCUAUAGUGGUAGUGAAUCGGCCUAGACAAUGCUUGAAGAACGGUACGGCCAUCCCUUUAUUGUGCAGAAGGCAUUUCGAGAUAAGCUUGACAAGUGGCCAAAAAUAGCAGUUAAGGAUCCAAUGGCUCUGAGAGAUUUUGCAGAUUUUCUCCAAGGCUGCAAGGAUGCCAUACCUCAUGUUCCCGGGCUUGCUGUAUUGAACGACUGUGCUGAAAAUCAAAAAUUACUUUAUAAACUUCCAGACUGGGCUUCUGUACGAUGGAACCGAGAAGUCGCGCAGCACCUAGAUUAUUGUGGUAGUUUCCCCACUUUCAACCAAUUUGUUGAAUUUGUGGUUAAGGAGGCUAAGGUUGCAUGCAAUCCUAUAUCGUCACUCUAUGCUCUCAACGAUAACGUACGUCAUGCUGAAACAGAACGUAAACGACCUAAAGAGCCUACGAUCAGAGUCUUGGCCUCAUCCACAGAUGUGUCCACUCCGAAGACUGAAUCUCAGAGUGUUAACAAGGUGUGCAUGUACUGUGAAAGGGACGGUCAUUUUAUAGUGCGAUGUGACAAGUUCUUGGCUCUCUCCCUCAACGACAAACGAUCAUUUAUUCGUGAGAAGAAUUUGUGUUACGGAUGCUUGCAAAGGGGCCAUCGAAACAAGGACUGUCAAAGGAAACAUACAUGUGGCACCUGUAAGUUGAAACAUCCUACCUGUCUCCACGAGGAACGGCUUUCCUCAAAGACUGAAUCAAACAACAUAAAGCCUUCAAACACUUUGCGCGUCACUCAGAAUAAUGGACAAAGUACAUCCAUGAUUGUGCCAGUAUGGAUAUCAACCGAUGAUACCCCAACUCAAGAAAUACUAACUUACGCGUUGUUAGAUACGCAAAGUGACACUACAUUCAUUCUUGAUGACACUGCAGCAGCUCUGAAAGUAAGUAGCCAACCUACAAAACUGAGCUUAUCUACGAUGACCUCUCAAAACACCAUUAUUGAUAGUACCAGGAUAUCCAAUCUACGAGUUAGGGGUUUCUAUUCACCUGACAAUCAUGCUGUGCAUAUCAAUCAAACGUACACCAGAAGUUUUAUUCCAGCUGAUCGUUCUGAUUGUACUCACCUUUCUAGAGUACCUACAUUGUAUUCACCUUUCUAGAGUACCUACAUGGUACUCGCCUUUCUAGAGUACCUACAUGGUACUCACCUUUCUAGAGUACCUACAUUGUACUCACCUUUCUAGAGUACCUACAUGGUACUCACCUUUCUAGAGUACCUACAUUGUACUCACCUUUCUAGAGUACCUACAUUGUACUCACCUUUCUAGAGUACCUACAUGGUACUCACCUUUCUAGAGUACCAACAUUGUAAGUACCUUUCUAAUUCCUGCUUGGUAUUAUGUUGUGUUUAAACUUGACAGACACACUUAACAAUAAGAUAUUAGACUCGACUUGAUACUUUAACCUUGUAGCUGUGGAGAUGACAAUCGACGUGGUUAUCAGAAUAGAUUAGUAGUUGCCUGGAUCGUGGUCAUUAAUACAGCGCGUCCCACAAGUUUCUAAACUAUUAUCAUAUAAUGUCCACAAUUUUAUGGUUUCCGUUUUCUCAAUUUUAAAAUCUAUUUUCAUAAUCUAAAUUUAAUCUCUUUGUUCAGUAGUUCUAGCUAGGCAUUGCUAAUUAAUCAUACCAUAAACCAACCAUGUGCUACCUUACUAUAGUACACAGGUAAAUCAGUUAAGAUACUUACUGAAUACAUUACAUAAUUAUAGACGUCGGGUGCAGUCUAGUUCUGAUUGACGAGUAUGUCCUAAAUAAUAUCCAAUGCUUUAUUGCAUCAAUUUAGUAGUUUUAACUUUACAACGACAAACUUAUCGGGAAAACCCUGCUUAAAGCAGGUUAUAUAUAUAUGGUAACGUUAAAAUCCCAACCCUUUCCACUGUAAUCCUUAGGUAAUGCUGGAAUUUAGUUAUCUAUUGUAUGGUUUUCACUGAAAUAAAUGAUCGAAUUAGGUGGAACUACAUGAUACUGUGUUUACAUCAACGUCACAUCUGGAAUGACACGUUAUGCUAAUGAUAGUGAGUUUAUACAGGACAGAUAUACAAUAUUAUAAGACUCUAUCAUAUGUGGUCAUGUAGGAUAGGGAUAUUCCACCCGAGGGGUCACAAAAUGUGGUAAAACGCGAGG